This is a messenger RNA of Cetraspora pellucida, 750 nucleotides long. The record is from the annotation of a GenBank genome assembly. NCBI's taxonomy places the organism in Eukaryota, Fungi, Glomeromycota, Glomeromycetes, Diversisporales, Gigasporaceae.
AUGGAAAACAAAGAGAACUUUGAAAAUAAUUAUCCUGUUUUUACAAAAGAUUCAAGUGACACUUUAAAUAACAUGAAAACUUUUCCUUUGUUAUCUUUAACUCCAGAAAUCUUGGCUGAAAUAUGUGAAGAUCUUUCACCCAAAGAUCUUUAUACUUUAACUAUAGUUUGUAAAAAACUUCGUAAUUUUUUAUGGGCCACUUCUGGUUGUACUCAACAAAUCUGGCGUAAGUCUAGACUAUUAAUGUUUUCACUAGAUUCUUUAUUACCACCUAAAGGCAUGUGUGAACAACAAUAUAUUUGGUUAAAAGAGUUGGGUAGUACAUGCCAGGUAUGUAGAGCUCAAGUCGAUAAAUCUGAACGAUGUUUGAUUUGGGAGUUCAAAAGAUUAUGUUGCAGACCUUGUUUGUCUAUAAAAACCACAAGUCUUGAAGAUUUACGAAAUAAUAUUCCUGAAGAAGUACUUUCCUGCCUUCCUAAUGUUAAUGAUAUAAAACCUUCGAACUUUUUUGAAGCUUGUCUUGUUACUUUACCUGGUAGUCGAUAUCAAAAUCCAUAUUAUUGGACAACUGAUGUUUAUAAAGCUUAUCGUGAAUAUCAUGCGUUAAAUGCCAAUGAAAGAGAAAAAUGGGUCGAGAAAAAAAAAGCAGAGGUUGAAGAAUUUAAUCAAUCUAUUGAAGAACUUAAAUCAAAAGAUAUGACAGAGUUUCUUACAAGUCUGAUGAGGUAUACAAUGACUCAAGCAAAUUAG